GGAAUUGUGGGGGGGGAGGUGAAGUGGGGGAAAAAAAUCCCUUCUCUUGCCGUGGCCGUGUCCGAGCCAAUCUCCCCCUCGGAAGUACAUGCCAUUCCCAGCGCGGGAAGGGGUUAAAGGCCUCCCUGAGCUCAGAAACAUGCAGGUGUCCCACGGUGCCAGAUACAGACGCCUAAACUGUUUCCAGCUUUUUUUCCCCCGUUUUUUUCUUUCUUUCUUUCUUUUUUUUUUCCUGCAACAAGUCGGCAACGGGACAGAGGCAGCGCUGCAGCUCGUCGAUCACAGGCAUCGAGGCGGCUCUCUCCAACUUGCUUGGUGCAGAGAGCUCGGGGCAGGAGUCCUGCCGCCCCGGCCUCCAGGAAAGCUGCUUUCUCUUCAGAUUAAGGGGUGGCAGGGAGGCAGACCGCUCCCUAAACCUUUUCCUCUGGACAGUUGAAGGCUGGGCAGCCCGGGUAGUGGGAAAACCUCGCCAGGGUUGGGAGGGGCAGGUGUAUCCCGAUCCCCUGAAGGAAACGCAUUGAAAUCUAGGGGGGCGGGGGUGGUGGUGCUAGACCGGCUCUAGCUUGGGGGGAGGAUUUUCUCCUUUUCCUUGGAGAAAUUUCUUCAAGGGGACGAUGUGGUCCUGGCGCUUCUGGGUCUGUUGGGGACCUCUAGCUGCCUUACUGCUCCUGGAGAUGCCACCAGUGGGUCAGGCACUGCCUCCUAUUCGGUAUUCUCACGCUGGGAUCUGCCCCAACGACAUGAACCCCAAUCUCUGGGUUGACGCUCAGAGCACCUGCAAGCGGGAGUGUGAAACGGACCAGGAGUGUGAGACCUAUGAGAAAUGCUGCCCCAACGUCUGUGGCACCAAGAGCUGUGUGGCCGCCCGAUAUAUGGAUGUGAAGGGCAAGAAGGGGCCUGUGGGGAUGCCCAGGGAGGCCACCUGUGACCACUUCAUGUGCCUGCAGCAGGGCUCUGAAUGUGAUAUCUGGGAUGGGCAGCCUGUCUGCAAGUGCAAGGACCGAUGUGAGAAGGAGCCCAGUUUCACCUGUGCUUCCGAUGGGCUCACUUACUACAACCGCUGCUAUAUGGACGCGGAAGCCUGUUCCAAAGGCAUCACGCUGGCUGUAGUCACCUGCCGCUACCACCUCACCUGGCCCAACACGAGCCCCCCGCCCCCAGAGACCACCCUCAGCCCAACCACCGUCUCCCCGGAGACCCCCAUGAUGGACGUGGCAGCCCCCGCCUUGCUCAAUCACCCUCACCACCAGUCUGUCCGUGUGGGGGAGACAGUGAGCUUCCUCUGCGAUGUGGUGGGCCGACCUCGGCCUGAGAUCACUUGGGAGAAACAGCUGGAGGACAGGGAAAACGUGGUGAUGCGGCCCAAUCACGUGCGCGGCAAUGUGGUCGUCACCAACAUCGCCCAGCUGGUCAUCUACAACGCCCAGCCCCAGGAUGCCGGCAUCUACACGUGCACGGCUAAAAACGCUGCGGGGCUUCUUCGCGUGGAUUUCCCUUUGUCAGUGGUGCGGGGGCAGGUGGCCACCUCGGAGCUCCGGCCCAACGGGACGGCCUUCCCUAUGAAUGAAUGCCUGAAGCCCCCGGAUGGGGAGGACUGUGGGGAAGAGCAGACCCGCUGGCACUACGAUGCCCAGGCCAACAACUGCUUCACUUUCACCUUUGGUAACUGCUACCACAAUCACAACCACUUUGAGACCUACGAGGCAUGCAUGCUGGCAUGCAUGAGUGGACCCUUGGCCGUGUGCGGUCUGCCCGCCCUGCAGGGCCCCUGCAAAGCCUAUUCCCCUCGCUGGGCAUACAAUGCACAGACCGGCCAGUGCCAGUCAUUCGUCUAUGGAGGCUGCGGGGGCAAUGGUAACAACUUUGAGAGCCGAGAGGCUUGUGAGGAGACCUGCCCCUUCCCAAGGGGCGGCCAGCGUUGUCGGGCUUGCAAGGCCCGCCAGAAGCUGGUCACUAGCUUCUGCCGGAGCGACUUUGUCAUCCUGGGCAGAGUCUCUGAGGUGACGGAGGAGUUGGACUCUGGUCGGGCUCUUGUGACUGUGGAGGAGGUACUGAAGGAUGAGAAGAUGGGCCUGAAGUUCCUGGGCCAGGAGCCAUUGGAGAUCACCUUGUUGCACAUGGACUGGGCCUGCCCGUGCCCCAACAUAACCGUCAGUGAAGCCCCACUCAUUAUCAUGGGAGAAGUGGAUGGAGGAAUGGCGGUGCUCCAGCCAGACAGCUUCGUGGGGCCUUCCAGCGUCAGGAGGGUCAGGAAGCUCCGGGAGGUCUUGCACAAGAAGACCUGCGAGCUCCUUAAGGAGUUUCUUGGCCUGCGUUGAACCCCUUCUCUCUGUGUGCGGUUCUUUCCUCAUCCUCUUUCAUCCCUUGUCCCCUUCCCCAAACCAAACCCUUCUUGAGCAUUCAUAAGCCUGGCAUAGUUAGGAGCAACCCUGAGUCUUACUUAGGCCAAUAAGAAAACUUCAUAAAAAACAAAUCAAUCAGGAGCAAACCACCAUUUCCUGAGGUUAUUCCCCAAGAAGCACAUCUUUUGUUAGGUAAUUUUGUUUAGAACGGGGGUCAGCUUCUCCUCCAGCCUUCCUCCAUCCUGGUGAUUUAAGAGCCAGCUUUCCAGGGGCAUCUCCUCUAACCUUCCCUGGCAGGCUCUGUCCCUGUUUAUUAUUCCUAAAUAAGGCAGACCUGAGCCUCAUUCUGUGUGUGUGAGCAUGAGUGUGAGAGUGUGUGAUAGUCACAGGAAAGACUAGAUGAUCUGGAAGGCUAGUUAUGCCAAGGAGAGGGGAGAGAAUAGAACAGUUUGUCCUGGCCUGCUAUGGCCAAGUCGUGGCAGAAAUACCUUGAGUUAACAUGGGCGUAGCUGCCUCAGGGCUAAAAUUCAGGAUUGGUGGAGGGGAUAUUGGGGGAGGGGGAGAGAGUCCUCCACUUUGAGAGCAGAACCUAAAACUUGCCCCCAUAUGGAGGCUAAAGGAAGCUUGGGAGGGCAGGCCAUCCCUUUGUCCACCUGGUGGGUGACCCAGUUUUCAUAUGUGGACCAGGUGUCUUUGGGUGGGAGCUAGUCUGUGCUUUGGAAAAACAUACCCUGGUGUGCUUAAUGUUACAAAGACAUCAACAGGGUACGCUUUCCUUCAGCUUGGCUGUUAGAAAGAGCUGGAGAAGCAGCCUCAGUUCUGUUCUGUCCCAUUUCUCAUUGCACCCCUGAAGGAAAGGUAAACACCACCCAAGAAAUCUCUAGCAGCGGCAGGGCAAAAGGGCUUGUUGUUUAGUUUCUGAUGUCCAUCACCCCAUUAUCCAGCUUAGGAAGAGCGCCAUUCCUGUACUCUCUCUCCAAGGCUCCCCCAGAGUUAUAGCAAUAGCAGCAAAAUGAAUUCUUGCAGGGUCUAUAGGACACCCAUCUAGCCCGUCCAUGCAAAGCCUAAAACCCCAAAAUAGAGCCCGGGGGAACUCUAAGACAGUCUUAUUUUAAAGACAAUGCCAUGUUUCAGUCACUGGGUUAUCAGCCCAGCGUUGGUGUAGGUUACCAGUUGGGGAAGUCCCCUGCCUGCAUAUAUCAGGCUGAGGGACACUAUCCACAUUUCAUUGCACCCCAUUCUAGGCAUAGAUCUAGGGGCAUAUAUGUCAGAGCCAAUUCUUGGAGACUUCCCUUUGGGAUACCAUUGUUUGGUUUCAUUCCAUAGGUAGGGAAACUGAGGCUUGCAAUUUCCUCCUUUUCUCUCUAAUAGGAGUUUUGGAAUAGACUUCCUUAUUUUCUAGAUGAGAGCUUGGGCAUCUCUCCAAUAGCUUGCUCUGUUAGAAACAUAAUGGGACAGAAAUUUCUUUGUCCAGAUUCUAGCAUCUCAGUGUGAAUGCUUGGGUGUUCUUUGCUAUCACCUGGAUGGAGCAAUGCCCCCUUUUCCCCCUUACCCUUUGAUAUCCACACACACACAAAUACACACUCAGAGUUUCUGAAAAUGUCAAAAGCAGGAGCCAUUUUGCUUCCCUCCUGUGUAAAUGACAUGGGACACAAAAUCCAUUUCUAGAUAAAGAGGUAGGAGAGAAAGUGAAGGGAGGAGGAAGUAAAAGAGGAAUCAACAUCUUCCAAGGGAUGGAAAUGUUGCUCACUCCUACCCUCUGGUGGUUAAGUUGAGAGUCAGAAGGACAUUAGGUGUGAGAAUUGGCUCGGAUCAGAGAAAAACUGAGACCCAGAGAAACUUUGUCCAAGGGCAUUAGCUGUGAGAGCCUGAUUUCCCAGUAGGUGCUUAAUAAAUGUUUGGUUCAUCGAUUGGUGAUUGGUUGAUUGAGGAUCUGAGAUCAGAACAGGAGUCAAAGGAAGUUAGAUCUAAGAAGGACUUCAGAAAUCAUCGCAGGUCAUUUUAUGGGGAAGGCACCUGAGACCUAGAAAUGAGGGCCUCAGAUCAAUUAUCAUGGUCAGUCAUCAUGAGAUGACUCGAUUGACGACCCAUCGUGUGGUUUCUCCAAGUCAGCACACCUAAUGGAGUGACCACUUGUUUCUUAACUAACAGCUCUUGUCUCAUCAGACCCUCUGCCUUCGUUUCCCUCUACUGUAACCUUAAACAACACAAAGAUGAAUAGUGGAAGAGUUUUAAGUGAACAGAUCACACACCCCUCUUUUCAACACUCUCCUCACCUCUUUGCCUCAUCAGGAGAACACAGAGACCUAAGACCUAAGACCCCAACAAAGCAAGAGGGUCACUGUGGGGAGUUUCUGUGUCUUUCCUGGACAGAGAAGUAUAAUUCUGGAGAGAGAAGUAUAAUUAAAAGUUUGAAAUAUUUAUGCCUGUUCUUGCUGCUUGGGUUGAGGGCAGAAAAGGUAUAAUAUGUUGCCGUAGUCACUUUAGAAUGGAAGAGAAAGCUGCCAAAGGCUUCAUCUGUCUCCUUUUGUGGAAAUAAAGCAUUAACCAAGGGA
Molecule: messenger RNA, 4897 nt
Organism: Monodelphis domestica (gray short-tailed opossum)
Lineage: Eukaryota; Metazoa; Chordata; Mammalia; Didelphimorphia; Didelphidae
Gene: WFIKKN2
Product: WAP, follistatin/kazal, immunoglobulin, kunitz and netrin domain containing 2
Biological process (GO): transforming growth factor beta receptor signaling pathway
Cellular component (GO): extracellular region
Molecular function (GO): transforming growth factor beta binding; receptor antagonist activity; serine-type endopeptidase inhibitor activity
Source: RefSeq, a predicted model, not a curated record